Knipowitschia caucasica is the source of this 1659-nucleotide messenger RNA. Lineage: Eukaryota; Metazoa; Chordata; Actinopteri; Gobiiformes; Gobiidae. The record is from the annotation of a GenBank genome assembly.
AUGGGGUUCUACGGCACGCUGAAGCACAUUUUCUACAAAAUGAAGAGGAAAUUAGACCAUGGUCCAGAUGGUCGACCGUUUCCUACAGGGAAGAAGCACUGCAAAGGCAAUGGCUAUCUCAGUCCAGCAAGUUUGGCACCAGCAACGCCCACCACAUUCGGGGACCUGCGAGUGGCCAACGGGCAUUCAGCUCAGAGGAGGCGUGUCACCUCAGGCCCACCCCCCACAGGACUGCAGGACUGGCUGCGCACCUUCCAGACGUGGAGCGGCCCGGAGCGUCUCCUGGCUUUGGACGAACUGAUCGAUCGCUGCGAGACGACGCAGGUCAAACACAUGAUGCAGCUGAUCGAGCCGCAGUUUCAGAGGGACUUCAUCUCAUUGCUGCCCAAAGAACUGGCCCUGUACGUCCUCACCUUCCUGGCUCCCAGAGACCUGCUGCAGGCGGGUCAGACCUGCCGAUACUGGAGGAUACUGGCUGAAGACAACCUGCUGUGGAGAGAGAAGUGCAGAGAGGAGGGUAUCUCUGAGCAGGAGUCGUCGGCGCGGAGGAGGAGUGCGUGUGUGAGCCCCUGGAAGUCUGCGUACAUCCGACAGCACCUCAUCGACCGCAACUGGAGGAGUGGAGACGAGAAGGAGCCCAUGGUACUAAAAGGGCACGAUGACCAUGUGAUCACGUGUCUCCAGUUCAGUGGAGAUUUCAUUGUCUCCGGAUCCGACGACAACACACUCAAAGUCUGGUCCGCGAUCACUGGGAAGUGCUUGCGGACUCUGACGGGCCACACUGGGGGGGUCUGGUGCAGUCAGAUGUCGGAGGCCAUAGUAAUCAGCGGCUCCACCGAUCGGACGCUUAGAGUUUGGGACGCGGAGAAGGGCGAGUGUGAGCACAUCCUGUACGGCCACACGUCCACAGUUCGCUGCAUGCAUCUCCACGGCAACAGGGUGGUCUCUGGCUCGCGGGACACUACUCUUCGCGUGUGGGAUGUGGAGAGCGGCCGCUGUGAGCACGUUCUGACGGGACACGUGGCCGCGGUGCGCUGCGUGCAGUACGACGGGCGCAGAGUGGUGUCCGGAGGCUACGACUACAUGGUGAAAGUCUGGGACCCGGAGUCUGAGGUCUGCCUCCACACGCUGCAGGGACACACAAACCGCGUCUACUCACUACAGUUCGACGGUGCGUUUGUGGUCAGUGGGUCUUUGGACACUUCCAUUCGCGUGUGGGAGGCCGACACAGGUAACUGCGUCCACACUCUGACCGGACACCAGUCCCUGACCUCGGGGAUGGAGCUCCGCGACAACAUGCUCGUCUCCGGAAACGCAGACUCCACUGUGCGGGUUUGGGACAUCAGGACGGGACAGUGUCUGCACACGCUACAAGGCCCAAACAAGCACCAGUCGGCGGUCACCUGUCUGCAGUUCUGUCGUGGCCUCGUUCUGUCCAGCUCUGACGACGGGACGGUCAAACUGUGGGACCUGAACACCGGGGCCUGGGUCAGAGACGUGGUGGCGCUGCAGAGUCGUGGUUCAGGUGGUGUGGUUUGGCGAAUCAGGGCAUCCGACACACGCCUGGUCUGUGCGGCCGGCAGUCGAAACGGCACAGAGGAAACCAAACUGCUGGUGCUGGACUUUGACCUGGACGACAGGAGGAAAGAGACGGACUGA